UGGAAUGUAAGCAGUCCUGUAAUACAUUACAGACAUUCUAAAGAGUGCUAUCGCAUUUCACAGCGUUCCGCUCCAGCAGCAGUCAGCUUUCAAUACAUCUUUAAACUGCCAAACCUCAAAAUGCCGCAAGCGCACGAAGCCGCCGAAACUCUGCACUAUUCCGCGGGAGUGCUAAUUAUAUGUGCAGGCGCCCUGAUGCUGGCUGUGAAUCAGUACAGCGCAGUCCCGCUGAUUCCCAGCUCGGCCCUUGGAGUUUUAUUACUUAUCGUGGCGGCUCUUCUUUUCUAUACCGGCAUAAGGAAGUCUUCAAGUCACGCUGUGCUUUUUGUGAAUCUGUGCUUGACAGUUUCAGCUUUCUGGUGUGGAUCUGGCCUUAUUCAUAUCCUGAUUGGGGAGAAGGAAUUUCAAGGUGAUGGAAUCAGGAAUGCCCUUGUCCCUGGCUACUCAGCUUUCACUUUGGGCCUCUUCAUCAUUGGACUAGUGGGGUUAAUCCAAAAGGAAGUGAUCCUCUCUAUGAUUGCUUUUGCCAUCUCUCUUGCUACUGCCCAUGAAAUUGCCACACUGUAUGAUCAAUCUUUUGGGCAUUCUGCAGUAGCUUCAAACUAUUUGAUUGUAUCCUCGAUAGGGCUUUACUUUGGGUUAGGUCGUGCUUCUGUAUUCCUAAGUAAAGGAAAAAUAAUUUUCCCAGGGACUGGUCUGCCUAAGAAUAAUUCCUCUCUGAAACCUGAAACCACCAAAAAUGACACAGUGGUUCUGGGGUACAUCACAAAUAUGUUAUCUGCCAGCGUAUUAGGAUGCCAGGUUUUGGGUGUAACUUCUGAUCUGUUUGGUGGUCAGGUCCCCUGGCUUUGGACAGCUGCUGUCUAUCAAAUUGCUGUCUGUAUUUUGUCUUACAGAGCCGCUGACAGCCUGACUGCCACAUUCUUUGGUUUGACCUCCAUAUUAAAAUUUGCAGAAGGCUAUGCUCUUCUUUACAAGCUCUGGCAAGACAACCAACCCUUCUUCCCAAUUCCAGCCCCUAUUGUUCUCGCUGUCCUUUUCUUCAUUCUGGCUCUGUUUAUGACCAGUAAAAGUCUUGUUGAUGGAAUUUAUUUGCUUUUUUUCGUUUCCUAUUGUAUAGCAGUGACAGCUCAUCCAAUUGGCUUUUUUCAUGGUGGUGCACAAGGUGUCAGUGUGGCCAUAUUUGUGGCAUCUGCUUGCUUAACGUUAAUUUCCCUUUUCAAUAGUAUUGGACCCUUUAUUAUUCCCACUGGAAAGGGGAUCAUAAAGGGUUUAAUCAUUAGGAUGAAGGCACUAACUCUGAAGUCAGAUAAAGACACCCACAGUCCUUAUUUGGGAUACUCCAGAUAUUCAGAUGCUGAGAUCUUAGCCCACGCCUGUAAUGUUGUGGCUGCCUUUGCUAUCACUGUAUCAGUCAAUGCUGCUGCACCUUUAGCCACUGUUGUCCUGCCUUGGAUAGUCAUUCCUGGGGGUGUUUUGCAGCUUCUUUGCGGUUCAAUCUCUUUUUCUCGGGGCAAAACCCUGGAAAGUUGUGCUUUCAUCCUGUAUGGUCUAAUAUGGAUAAUCUGGGGUUUGACCAGAUAUGGUGGUCUCUACGGUUCCACUAGGGGAUUUGGUAUUUCGGUAGGAAUUAUUUGCUUCCUGCUUUUUAAUUGCUUUGUGGUGAUAGGGACUUUCUUUCUUAAUGCAGCAUGGUUUGCCUUUUCUCUCAGUUUUCAGCUGAUUCUGAUUAGCUUUCUAUUGGAUGCCAUUAAUUCAAAUCCUUUGGGAUAUGAUAUUGGGGUCACCAUAAUUUUUGGUUUGGUUAGCUUUUACUGCUUUCUGGCCACCCUCUUUAACCAGACCUUUGAGAGCCCCCAGUUGCCCUUGGGACAUGCCUGGGCAAAGCUAUGUGGAUUUGGACAGGGCAGCUCCACAUGCCUUCAUUUGCCUUCAAGAAAAACCAGCUCAGUCAGAAAAAUCGCAGAGAUCAUGAAAAAUGGAGGCAUAUGUGGUAUUCCAACAGACACAGUGUAUGUUUUGGUGGCAGCCUGCAAUCGUCCUGAUGCUGUAGAAAAGGCUUACAAUACAAAGAAACAGGCCAAAGAGAGGCCAAUGUCUCUAUGGAUCUCUAAUGUAGCACAGCUAGAACCAGCAAAACAGCUGUUAAACCCUCUACUCUGGGACUUCAUGGAGAAAGUUUGGCCUUCAUCUAUCAGUCUUGUCAUCCCUAGAGGUGAGUGGCUGAACUUAUUUGGACUGAAACAUGCAGAUAAAUACAUUGGAACUUCUCAGAGUAUCGCCAUUAGAAUUCCAGACUGCACUGUUACUACACACCUUAUUGAUCAGGUGGGGCCUAUUGCAGUGACAUCAGCAAACCCAACAGGAGAAGCAGACACCACUCACCACAAUCAAGUCUAUGCCAAACUUGGUGACAAGGUUGAUGGUGUAUUGUGUGAUGGGCCUUCACCAGAGAAUAUUGCCUCUACAGUUGUCGACUGCACCAAGAUAGACUCAGGGACAUUGGGUUUCUUUAGAAUCGGUAUUGUGCCCAAAUCACAGGUCUUGCAGCUGUUUGAAGAAGUGCAGAAGAAACAUCUAAACGGUCAUGUUAAUGGUGGAUUCAACAACGAUUAUGCAGAAAUUAGCACACUUCAGCAUCCACAGGUGGCAGAUGCCUAUGAUAACCUUGCCUUCAUAAAAGAGGAAGAGGAGAACAAGUUGUAACGUACAGCUAUUACUGAAGACAUGUAAAUAGUCUAAUUUGUGUUUGGCUUGAAUAUGCUUUACGAACUUCAAUAUCUGUGGAACAGCCGCCUACAAGUUCCUUUUUCUCUUCUCUCCUUUUCUGAAGACAUUAAGAGCACCCAGCACAUUCCAGUAUCUCACCCAAGUGACCAUUCUUAAUGAGUCUAGACAGCGAGCAUGAACAAGCUGUUGAACAAGUGGGACAGGGAAGGUAUCACAAGCCUGUUUGGUGAACUUUACCCUGUCCUUAUCUAAUAUCAUCAUACAGGAACUGAUUUCUUGUACAGUCUUUCUCAAUAUGAAGCAUUUAAACUGUAUGAAAAAUCAAUUACCCUGUAGUCAGUGGAUGUAACCACUGGAUGAUUUUGUACCUAUGGUAUAAAAAUAGACUGAAUUUGGUAAAAUGAAUAAAUGCAAUAUUUAUUGUACUUGGUGAGUAAUUUGUAAUAAAUAUGGAUUUUUCAAGA
Molecule: messenger RNA, 3194 nt
Organism: Carcharodon carcharias (great white shark)
Lineage: Eukaryota; Metazoa; Chordata; Chondrichthyes; Lamniformes; Lamnidae
Exons: 9
Coding region: 121-2706 (861 amino acids)
Biological process (GO): regulation of translational fidelity
Cellular component (GO): cytoplasm
Molecular function (GO): tRNA binding; nucleotidyltransferase activity; double-stranded RNA binding
Source: RefSeq, a predicted model, not a curated record